Mus musculus (house mouse) is the source of this 7589-nucleotide messenger RNA. It is a transcript of the gene Tfdp2, whose product is annotated as transcription factor Dp 2. Gene Ontology annotation, cellular component: nucleus; transcription regulator complex. The coding region runs from base 757 to 1914 and encodes 385 amino acids. Lineage: Eukaryota; Metazoa; Chordata; Mammalia; Rodentia; Muridae. The transcript has 16 exons. The record is from RefSeq and is a predicted model, not a curated record. Gene Ontology annotation, biological process: regulation of DNA-templated transcription; regulation of cell cycle; regulation of gene expression.
GGCGCCGCCGCGGCCGUGUCGCUGAGGGCGGACGGCGUCGGGCGCGCUGGGCUGUGCGGCCGUCGCUGCCUGGCACGCGGGGCGCGCCUUGACCCUUCCUGCACUGCAGGCUUCCGACGCGCGCGAAGACCGCGGCUGCGCGGCCGGGAGCUUGCUCCGAGCGGACCUGGCUCUGCCUGAGGAGCGGCGGCUCGCGAAGAAGCGUCUCCCCGGGAGUGGGCCGAGGGCUGUGUGGACCGGCGGCGGCCCCUCUGCACCAAGCUGCGGUUUCUGUUAAAAUAAGCAUUCUGACAAACUGCUGAAGAGAGAGCCCUGAUAGACUAGGAUAUUUUAAAGAACUGUUGAAGACGAAGGUUUUUAUUUUUGUGUGUUUUUUAAUGGCUUUACAGAAUAUUAAACAGAAUACUGUUUGACAUGACGGCAAAAAAUGUUGGUUUGCCAUCCACAAAUGCAGAGCUGAGGGGCUUUAUAGAUCAGAAUUUCAGUCCAACGAAAGGUAAAUAAAUACCUACAAGUGGAAUUGCUGGGUCAUACGGUCUGUCUUAGUUCAUUUCAUGUGGCUAUAACAAGAUACCUAAAUACUUAAUAAAAUUAAGAGGUGUAUUUAGGUCACAGUUUUGGAGGCCACAAUUGCAAAAUCAACUCUGGCCUUUUGGUAACAUUUCACUUGUUGCCUUUCCAGUUUCAAGCACCAACUCACCAACAAAGAUUUUACCGAAAACCUUAGGGCCAAUAAAUGUGAAUGUUGGACCCCAAAUGAUUAUAAGCACACCGCAGAGAAUUGCCAAUUCAGGAAGUGUUCUGAUUGGGAAUCCAUAUACCCCUGCACCCGCAAUGGUCACUCAGACUCACAUAGCUGAGGCUGCUGGCUGGGUUCCCAGUGAUAGAAAACGAGCUAGAGAAUUUAUAGACUCUGAUUUUUCAGAAAGUAAACGAAGCAAAAAAGGAGAUAAAAAUGGGAAAGGCUUGAGACAUUUUUCAAUGAAGGUGUGUGAGAAAGUUCAGCGGAAAGGCACAACGUCAUACAAUGAGGUAGCUGAUGAGCUGGUAUCUGAGUUUACCAACUCAAAUAACCAUCUGGCAGCUGAUUCGGCUUAUGAUCAGAAGAACAUUAGACGAAGAGUUUAUGAUGCUUUAAAUGUACUAAUGGCGAUGAACAUAAUUUCAAAGGAAAAAAAAGAAAUCAAGUGGAUUGGCCUGCCUACCAAUUCUGCUCAGGAAUGCCAGAACCUGGAAAUCGAGAAGCAGAGGCGGAUAGAACGGAUAAAGCAGAAGCGAGCCCAGCUACAAGAACUUCUCCUUCAGCAAAUUGCUUUUAAAAACCUGGUACAGAGAAAUCGACAAAAUGAACAACAAAACCAGGGCCCUCCAGCUGUGAAUUCCACCAUUCAGCUGCCAUUUAUAAUCAUUAAUACAAGCAGGAAAACAGUCAUAGACUGCAGCAUCUCCAGUGACAAAUUUGAAUACCUUUUUAAUUUUGAUAACACCUUUGAGAUCCACGACGACAUAGAGGUACUGAAGCGGAUGGGAAUGUCCUUUGGUCUGGAGUCAGGCAAAUGCUCUCUGGAGGAUCUGAAAAUCGCAAAAUCCCUGGUUCCAAAAGCUUUAGAAGGCUAUAUUACAGAUAUCUCCACAGGACCUUCUUGGUUAAAUCAGGGACUACUUUUGAACUCUACCCAAUCAGUUUCAAAUUUAGACCCGACCACCGGUGCCACUGUACCCCAAUCAAGUGUAAACCAAGGGUUGUGCUUGGAUGCUGAAGUGGCCUUAGCAACUGGGCAGCUCCCUGCCUCAAACAGUCACCAGUCCAGCAGUGCAGCCUCUCACUUCUCGGAGUCCCGCGGCGAGACCCCCUGUUCAUUCAACGAUGAAGAUGAGGAAGAUGAAGAGGAGGAUCCCUCCUCCCCAGAAUAAAGACAGGAGAGAACUCAUGUUUUAAUAUUUGAUGCUCAUAUGUGUCUUUAGUGUGAGCUCUUGUGUUUUGAAAUGAUUGCUUCAGUCUUUGCCUUUGUUUGCAUUUGUGUUUAGUGAAAACUAGAGAAACACAAUAAGCAAAUCACUUGAAGGCUGAGAUGAUUGAACUGAAAGUUCCCAUAGCGUGGAUGAAACCGAGCAGCAGAGCAGCAGGACAUGGCCAACAAAGCGUGCUUUCUGAGGACGUGGAGAGUGGCAGUGACGAAGGUCAUUUGUUUUCAGGGAGGUAGGGUUUAAAGACCCCCAGUGGGAGCAUUUAGAUGGCAGGCGGCUGCAAGGAGUCUGCAGUGGUAACAGCUUCUCUCUAGCCUGGCUGGCUUUGGUAGGCAAAAGUGAACUUGGAAGUCACAGUGGGAUCAGAGGGGUGUAGGUUGCGAUCCUUGUCGCCUGAGGAGCCGGUGGACUGCUGAGCUAGUCCAGGGGUAGCCGGUCCCCUCAUGCAUCUGCUGCCUUAGCUUCUAGAACGGAGCAAGCUUUUACGUACCUAGGUGACAUGUAGAAAAAUUUACAGUAAACUGAAAUGACCAUUUGUCAAUGCAUUGGUGCAUAGGAGUUACUAGGGCUACUUCUGGAAGCCAAAAUAGAAUAGCAUCUCCAUGUGCAUUAAAAACUUCGCCAGCACUGCCUUUUGCCAGCAUUCUAAAUUUGGAGUUUUACUGAGAAGGAAACUGUUUUUAUAGUUUUAAUCAGAGCUAUGCAUUUCAUACAGCUUUUUAAUUUACAAUGAAACAAAGAAACAAAUUCCUUUGACCAAAUUGCUUGUCUAUAGUUGUCUGCAGUACUGUAUGAUUUUACCCAUGUGCAAUUUGUAAAAUGAACCAGAUGUCACUACUUUUGUCUUUAUUUCAAGAAUAUGGCCAUCACUGUUCUCUUAUACAUGUUCUUUUCCAUAUUUUAAUUAUCAAAAUGACCAUAUCAGACUUAUUCCUGGGUAAAUUGCAUUUCAAACUAACUCAAUAUUCAGUGUUUUUGUUAAAACCUUGAACACUCCAGUUGACUGCAUCUGUGCUAGUGUGGUAUAUCAUACAUGAUCUUAAAGCCAAAGAUGCCAUGAAAAUACUGCAGUAUGGCUGUGAUUUCUGCUUCUCCAUGUAGGGGAGCAUGGGACAUCCACUGCCACGCCAAACUCAACUUACCAAUACAUUACGGCCUUGAAAGGGAGCAGAGAGUGGCUGGAGAAUCAAUUCUGACACCGGCUAAAGUUGCAGCUGUUGUAUCUGGUUUCUGUGAGUCCUGCACCAAGUUCAGCCCAAAAUGAUAUUCUUUUCAGUCCUGUGGGGGAAGGACCGGCUUUAUCUCAUGAUGCCUUUCUGAGACUUGACCGUUAUGAGCUGAACAUAAAAAGUUUUGGCUGGCUUAUGUGAUUGAGGCCAUUAACACUGAUAAGUAUGAAUAUACAGAUAUGGCUUAGGUUUCUUCAAGAGGAAACAUAUUCUGUCCGAAGGAAACUGUAGUGCGAGCCCAGAGUGUUCAAAGGCGCCAAGGUCCUGGCAGGUUACAAAGGGUUUUGUGUUGGCAUGAGUUCUGGAACACAUCUCAGGCUGUCAGAGCAAAGUGAUCCAGAAUGCAACAGGAGCUACCUCCUGUAACCACUACAAUGUCUGUCCUUGGGAAGGUAGCAAGACCUGAAGAUUGGAGAUGUCAGGGUCCAUAAGAUGCUUUUUUAGUCUUCAGAAUACCGAGCUACUGGUCCUAAGAUGUUUCAGACUUAAAGCAAAUGCAUGUGUUACACCCAUCCCGUUUACCAUAUUACCAAAUCCUCACAAGAGGUUUCAAGGAACUGUUUCGCUUGAUCUGCACCCUGCUGCUGUGUUCUGUGCUUUACACUGACAGAACCUGGGUUUUCAGUUGGCAAUCAUGGAAAGCAUGUUGUGUGGCUCUGAUCCUAGUAUUUGGGAAACAGAGACAGAAAGGUUAGAUCUUAAAAGUCAAUCUCGGCUACAUAGUGUGAGUCAAGGCCAGCUUGGGCUACAUGACACCCUGUCCAGGGGAGGAGGUGGGCAAGCUAACCGAAAGACUCCAUCUUUGUGUGCCCCACCCCUGGACAUAUACUGCUAAGGACAUCUCAAUACUAGACUCAGUCAGGAGUGGUGGUGACACUUGUAAUCCUAGACAGGCAAAAGGGUCACCAGAGGCUUGAGGCCAGCCAGGGCUCCAUAAGGAGAUCAGCCGCCCCCACCCACACACACACCAAGAAAAGGCGGGGUGAGGGAGGGAUCUAAGUAGAAAAAGAUGAGUUCUGAUCUUCUUUAUCUCUUCUAAACUGUGUUUAUAUUGCUCUGGGUCCAACAACACUAAAUCAUAGUUUAACACAGGAAUCAAAAUGGAAGCCACGGGGAGCAUAGCAUGUGGGUUUCUUUGUAGGAGGGCACUUAGGUCCCUUGCACACAGCCAUUCCCUAGCGCAAAGGUGCUGGUCACACUGCUUACUGAGGCGCUGAAGAGGCUCCCCCCACCCCCUUGAGGGUCAGUUUGUUAUUUCUCAAGUAUACAGCACCGAGGUCAGUCAGUUGUCACUCCCUGAUGACGUGUAGCUGCCCGCUCACUCCAUGUGAAGAAGAGCUCCAGCAGGCUACACAGAGAUGCUCAGCCCUCAGCGCUUGCAGGCUUCCCGUCACGUGUCCCUGCUGGAAGGCUAUUCAGUGUUUGUAUUUAUUGUGCCUUACAUAGGAAGGAAGGGACUCAACUGAAUCCCUCCUCCCUCUAAACAGUCCCCCAGAAAACAGGCUGGUGGCCAUGUGCUUUGCAUCUUUCUUAUUUGAUUCUUUUAAAGAAGUGUAGGGAGGAAAACCUGUCAUUUUUGUUGUUUUGCCAGAAUGAAUGACGAUAACUCCUCCUGUUAACAAAACUAUACUUAAAGCAGUAGCAGUACUCUGCCAAUUUUAGAAGGUAAUUCCCAGAUCUGUUCUCAGCAAGAAAGUACCCUGUUGGAUAGUCCAGAUGAAGAAGUGGCUCACUAUAUAUCCCUGCAUAGAUUCCUAAUUAUGCCGUUUCUAAAUCUUAACCGAUUUCUUGAACAGUGUUUAAGUACAGUGUGAUUUGUGCCCCGAGACAGUCAGAACAGAGUGUGUGUGCUCGUCCGACUGACAGACAGACAGGCAGGCAGGCAGACAGACAGGCAGGCAGAAUAAGCAGAUGACAGAAAUGGUUUCAGCAGUUUGUGCUGUAACCAUGCCUAGAGCAAGAAACCUGCUCAGUUUUAUAAGCUCCCUUCCCAACCAAAAUGGCUUAUCGUCAUUCAAAAAACCUGUGACAUAGGCAGGCCUUGGAAUUUUGCUCCUUUAGUGGUAAGCAUGGGGCAUGGUUUGCUUUGGGGGGAGGAUGUUAAAAUCCAGAACUUAGCUAGUUAGUACCUGCAAGGCAGGUGAGGGCUCUAGCAAGCCCAUGAAGUUCUCAGUGAGCCUCAUUCCCUAGAGCUGAACCUCCACUGCAGGCCCCAAAUCUGAGAUCACAUGAUCUUUACACUGCUAAUUCAUAAAGAUGCAUAAUACAGAAAGCCUGUGAACACAUGGAAGAUGAUCCUCAUGGUAUGUAUGGUCUGUGUCUUUGGUGAAAUGCAGACUAGAUACCUAAGAACCAGCUUCCCAGUGGGGCUCCCUACUUUGUGUGCACCUUGGGCAGUGCCUCUGGGCACUAAUGUUCAUUAGUCCAAGUUUUUGAAGAUCUGCACACAGUAAGUGAUCCUCAGAAAUGUCCCUUCCAGCUCACAAACUCAGUUGGCCCGUGCUCCGUUCACCUGCGAAGGGCAGCCUAAUAUGAAGAUUGAUCCUUCAAUUUUUUUCCUGUUCAUUUUAGUGCUAAAAGGCUUUUAUAAAUUAUAAUAAGCCUCAGGAAGAAGCAAGCCUCUUACAUAUUAGGAAAAUACCUGAAAAGUUAGUUCAUUUGUCAGAUCCAGUUUUCCUACAUACAUCUUUGUUCACAGUAUGCUAAGGGGAAAAAAAAAUUUAGGAUAGAAAACUUGAGCAUUGUAUAUGUUUCCUGGAUGUCCUUGACGGGUACAAACACUGAUGUGGUGGUAGCCAUCCCACAUGGUGUCCAGAGGAAAGCUACGCGCAUUUAUACUGUCUGUUCUGUACAGUUCUCUCAGAUAAUGACAAUAGCUUGGGAUUUUUUUUUUUUUUAAUGUAGAAAAACCCUGUAGAACCAGUGCUUUGGCCACUUUCAUGCUAGCAGAGUGGACCUUGGUCCUCCCUGCUUAGAAAGCUACUUUAGAAGCCAUUGUAGCCACAGUGGAAAGUCAAGGUUUGUGUCUUUUCUACUGAGGUCUCAGAAAGAGAGAGAACAUCUCUCCGGACCCCCUGACUCAGAGCCUCGUGGCCCGGCAUCCCUUAGCCUCUAUAGCAGUGUGCUCAAAAGCCCUGGCUCAACAAAGCACAUCUUCACCACGCUCCAUCCGGACAACUCCAGUCUUGCCAACAAGUGCCAAAUAUCUGAGGAACCCAGGAACCCAGGGGAUCCCUUCCCCCAAGCCCGUCAGUAGCGUCAGCUUGGGGCCUCUCGGGACUCCUGUUGUAGGUGGUCCCAGUCACAAGAAACCCUCUCCAGGCAAGAGGCCAUUCAGUCUGUACAUUGUCGGGACCGGAGAGGUGGGACUGCCAUCUGGGCCUCGGUGGCUUGUUUCCAACCAAAUUAUCUGGGCUUCAGAAGCCAUCCCUUUGCUAUGCUUGACACCAAACUCAGUCACUCCACCUCAGUCAUGACCUGAUAUAAAAGCCGUGCUAGUUUCCCGAGUUCAGACUCUCAGCUUUGGUUUGGUUUUGGUUUUGGUUUUUUGUUCUUCAUACUCAAGUGUCUCCGUUGGUCCAGAUACUUCUCUGUGAAAGUGGCCUCUCUACAGGGUGCCGUUCUGUUUUUUCCCAGUAGUACAAGGCCAGUGUCCUGAGCAAUGGGACCAGUUCUCCACCUGCUCUGACUGCUCAGGAGGCCUGGGUUCCCAUCUACCCUGUCACACUUCACCAGAAGGGAGAAGGUUGUUGCCAGUCACCAGGGAGCUCACUUUCCACUUGGAGACGCUUUGCUCUGCUUGUGCACCGCCAGCUUCUGUCUCCAGAAAAGUGUAACUUUGCUCUGUUUCUGCAUGAAGCACACAUACUCUGGUGUCAACACGCUAAGUAGUUUAAAUGAGGGAAAGGAAAAUGCAGACCACAUCUUGCCUGCCUCGUAAGCGUUUCCUCCCUGAAUUGAAGUACAUAGGCUAAUAUAUUAUUUUGUAGUAUCUCAGACUUUGCAUAAAUACUAUUAUUUUUGUAUGGAAUUUUUUACAGAAGAGCUAUUUCUGUAUAUGUAAUUAUUUGUGUUUUUUGAAAUGCCUUCCGUAGGUAACCGACAGUCUUAAGCAGUGCUCCACUAACGGUCACUCAGGGACCACCUACCCAGAACAGACGGGGAAUUGAAAUUUUUUACUCCCUCUACCCACUCCAGACAGAAGCUCAGGGUGUGUCUAGGAAGCAUUAGUUUUAAAAAGCUGAGUGAUUUUUUUUUUUUCAUCAAUCCACACAUUUUUGUCCAUUGCUGUAAGAGAAGAAAACAUCUGAAAUGAGUAUGUUGAGCUUGAGGAAAAUUGUAUCAUAUAUUCUGUGAUUUGAGAUACAGAAAAAAAUAAAUAAUUUAAAAUAA